Messenger RNA from Saprolegnia parasitica CBS 223.65, 393 nucleotides. RefSeq lists its product as hypothetical. The transcript has a single exon. The record is from RefSeq and is a predicted model, not a curated record. Bases 44 to 352 code for a protein of 102 amino acids. NCBI's taxonomy places the organism in Eukaryota, Oomycota, Saprolegniomycetes, Saprolegniales, Saprolegniaceae.
UGCCGAAAACAAGCCAAACGGCAAUCUCGGAAAGGCCGGCACGAUGACGACAACACCGAUCGUGUACGAGGUGACCAACUACUGCGACGCCGAGAGCGUCGCCAUGCUGCUCGCUUACAUGCGUGGCGGCCACCUCCAGGACAUGCUUGCGACGGGCUGCUUCAUGAAGGCCGAGUUUGAGCAGUGCAACCCGACGACGUUCCGAAGCCGGUACACGGCGCCGUCGCAAGCCGCCGUCGACACGUACCUCGCCGAGCACGCGGCCGCGAUGCGCGCCGACUUUCAAGCGCACGUUCCGCCCAGCGUGCGCUGCGAACGGGCGUUCUAUACACCGCUUCUAUGCUUGGAGUAGUCAAUGUACAUCAAAGAAGAACCAUCCCAUUCAAGUCUCGU